Messenger RNA from Tilletiaria anomala UBC 951, 375 nucleotides. RefSeq lists its product as uncharacterized. The transcript has a single exon. The record is from RefSeq and is a predicted model, not a curated record. The annotation marks the transcript as partial. Lineage: Eukaryota; Fungi; Basidiomycota; Exobasidiomycetes; Georgefischeriales; Tilletiariaceae.
UAUGUACACACCUACUGUGAUGAGCAGGAAUUUGACUGUCCUUGUAGCAAUUGACCUUUAUCGGACAACCGGUCAGUCGCCAUCUUUACUGAUCCUUCUAUACCUGCUCGUCAGUCCAGCCACGGGUUGCCUCAUCAGCCCGGUUGAGCUCAGCAUCUGGGCUGUAUGGCGUGAUAUCCAGAAGUCGUGACUUGGGCACUGAUGUCGCUGUUCACAGAUUCUCUGAUCAAAGAAUGGAUACUGAAUGAUUGGAUCGCUCGGUCAGACUGCCGACCACGCCGGCGUUCGGCAGCUCGAAAGUCUCCUACCUAUGUGGCUACCAUGCAAUUUGUGACACAUGCUCUGCUUCGAAUGCUUGGAACACACGCAGGAUUU